Molecule: messenger RNA, 1254 nt
Organism: Oenanthe melanoleuca
Lineage: Eukaryota; Metazoa; Chordata; Aves; Passeriformes; Muscicapidae
Product: zinc finger protein 418-like
Source: RefSeq, a predicted model, not a curated record
UUGGAAUGUGGGAAGGGUUUCAGCCAGAGCUUCAACCUGAUCGGGUACCAGAGGAUCCACACUGGGGAAAAGCCCCAUGAGUGUGGGGAAUGUGGGAAAAGCUUCAGCCAGAAAAGCCAUCUAAAGCAACACCACAGGAUCCACACUGGGGAGAAGCCCUACACGUGUGGGAAAUGUGGAAAGAGCUUCAUGACUGUUUCUGUUCUGAUGCACAAGGUGAUCCACACUGGAGAACGGCCCUACACCUGCUUGGAAUGUGGGAAGAGCUUUGGGUGGAUGUCCUACCUGAAAAACCACCAGCGCAUCCACACCAGGGAGAGGCCCUACGAGUGUCCUGAGUGUGGUAAGAGCUUCUCAGAGAGCUCUCACUUGACCCAACACCAACGCUGCCACAAUGGGGAGAAGCCCCACAAGUGCUUGGAAUGUGGGAAGGGUUUCAGCCAGAGCUUCAACCUGAUCGGGUACCAGAGGAUCCACACUGGGGAAAAGCCCCAUGAGUGUGGGGAAUGUGGGAAAAGCUUCAGCCAGAAAAGCCAUCUAAAGCAACACCACAGGAUCCACACUGGGGAGAAGCCCUACACGUGUGGGAAAUGUGGAAAGAGCUUCAUGACCGUUUCUACUCUGAUGCAGCACAAGGUGAUCCACACUGGAGAACGGCCCUACACCUGCUUGGAAUGUGGGAAGAGCUUUGGGUGGAUGUCCUACCUGAAAAACCACCAGCGCAUCCACACCAGGGAGAGGCCCUACGAGUGUCCUGAGUGUGGUAAGAGCUUCUCAGAGAGCUCUCACUUGACCCAACACCAGCUGAUCCAGCACCAGAGGAUCCACACUGGGGAGAAGCCCUACGAGUGUGAGGAAUGUGGGAAGAGAUUUGGCACAAUAUCUGAUCUGAUGCGGCACAAGGUGAUCCACACGGGGGAACGGCCCUACACCUGCUGGGAAUGUGGGAAGAGAUUUGCGGACAGAUCCAAUCUGAGAAAACACCGGCGCAUCCACACUGGGGAGAGACCCUAUGAGUGUCGUGAGUGUGGGAAGAGGUUUCAGACCAGCUCUGAAUGCCACAAACACGAGCAGAUUCACAGAGAGGAGAGGCCCUUCUGCUGCCCCGACUGCGGGAAGGCUUUCAAGCAAAACUCCACCCUCAGUGCCCACCGGCGCAUCCACACUGGGCAGAGGCCCUACGAGUGUCCUGAGUGUGGGAAGAGCUUCUCCAGGAGCUCUCACUUGACCCAACACCAACGGAGGCUCCACUAA